Zonotrichia albicollis (white-throated sparrow) is the source of this 3090-nucleotide messenger RNA. RefSeq names its product crooked neck-like protein 1. The record is from RefSeq and is a predicted model, not a curated record. Gene Ontology annotation, molecular function: protein binding. Gene Ontology annotation, biological process: spliceosomal complex assembly; mRNA splicing, via spliceosome. NCBI's taxonomy places the organism in Eukaryota, Metazoa, Chordata, Aves, Passeriformes, Passerellidae. Gene Ontology annotation, cellular component: precatalytic spliceosome; post-mRNA release spliceosomal complex; U2-type catalytic step 2 spliceosome.
CCAUCUUAUGACUUGUUUUCCCUUGGUGCCUUUCUCCCUUUCUAAACAGUAAUGUACCUGUGACAGUAAAAUGAAACAAAGGAAAACACCUUACAAUCAACAACAGCAAUAAUGUAAAAUCAUCACUGACUCUUCUGUCUUAUAUAUGGAAGAUAAAACAGCAGAGAUUGUAACAAGCAAUACAAUCUUUGACAAAAUCAAGGAUGAACACACUGUAUCUUCUUUAUCCACAAACAGGUGUUUGUCAUUGUUUCAUCACAGCUGUUUUAUUGGAGUUGUUUUAUCUCUUAAAAGAAAACAACUAUAUAUUUUACAACAUAGAAAAGUAGAAUUUAACUGUCUUAGAUUGCACUGCAAGAUGUAACCAGGUGUAUUCUAUCAACAUCUGUUAAAACCAGGUAGGACAGUUUUUCUUUAUCUCUUCCAUGACCCAUCCUCCCUCCAGGAGAUAUCUUCUGUUAAUGGCCCAUUUAGCCUCCCCGCAUGACUGAUAAGAUUACACCAUCCCAUUGGGAGAUGCUCUGCCCAGGGGGAGGAGCCAAGCAUUCCCACCUGGAUAUAAUCUGAGCCCUGGAGUACCACAGGCAGCCUUUUUCCACUGGAUUCCCAGAGGAGGACUGGACACUUCUACGCCACCACUGGAUCUUCAGAGGGAAACUUCACCCAUCUACAGGAUCAGUGCUACAACAGAACCACACCUGUCACUGCUGGAGAGCUGCAGCCACCAUUUAUUUGGACUGCUGCCAGUACCCUGACCCACAAGGUGUCAGUUUGUAUUCUGCCUUUGUCUGCUUGAGCAGUAAUUUUUUUUUUUUUUGUGAGUGAAUUAUUUCUAAACUUUAAAGAACUGCUGCAGUUAAGAUUAUAGGAUCUAGUUAAGAACUUAAAAUUAAUUGCUGCAAAUAAUCUUGUGAGAAGAGGAGAGCUACGGGCCAGGGUAGCAAGAUGGCAUCUAUGGAGCCUGGGAAGCAGCACAUCCCCAGAGUGGCAAAGGUGAAAAACAAGGCACCUGCUGAAGUUCAAAUCACAGCAGAGCAGCUUCUGAGAGAGGCAAAGGAGAGGGAACUCGAGCUUCUCCCACCACCUCCGCAGCAGAUUAUCACAGAUGUUGAAGAGCUAAAUGAUUAUAAACUCAGGAAGAGGAAGGCUUUUGAAGAUAACAUAAGAAAGAACAGGACUGUUAUCAGUAACUGGAUAAAGUAUGCACAAUGGGAGGAAAGCCUGAAGGAAAUCCAGAGAGCCCGUUCCAUUUACGAGCGUGCCCUGGACGUGGACUACAGGAGUGUCACCCUCUGGCUGAAGUAUGCUGAGAUGGAGAUGAAGAACCGCCAGGUCAACCACGCCAGGAACAUCUGGGACCGGGCCGUCACCACCCUACCUGGGGUGAGCCAGUUCUGGUACAAGUACACGUACAUGGAGGAGAUGCUGGGGAAUGUUGCUGGGUCACGCCAGGUGUUUGAACGGUGGAUAGAGUGGCAGCCAGAGGAGCAAGCCUGGCAUUCCUACAUCAACUUCGAGCUCAGAUACAAAGAGGUGGACAGAGCACGAAGCAUUUAUGAGAGAUUUGUCCUUGUUCACCCCAGUGUGAAGAACUGGAUCCGGUAUGCCCGCUUUGAGGAGAAGCACAGCUACUUAGCCCAUGCCAGGAAGGUGUAUGAGAGGGCAGUGGAGUUCUUUGGGGAGGAGCACAUGGAUGAGCACUUGUAUGUGGCAUUUGCCAAGUUUGAGGAGAACCAGAAAGAAUUUGAAAGAGUGAGGAUUAUUUACAAGUAUGCCUUGGAUAGAAUUCCAAAGCAGGAUGUCCAGGAUCUCCUCAAGAAUUACACCAUCUUUGAGAAGAAGUUUGGAGACAGGAGGGGAAUUGAGGACACCAUUUUCAGCAAGAGGAGAUUCCAGUAUGAGGAGGAGGUGAAGGCAAACCCCCACAACUACGACGCGUGGUUCGACUACCUGCGACUGGUGGAGAGCGACAUGGACGCCGAGACCGUGCGGGAGGUGUACGAGAGAGCCAUCGCCAACGUGCCCCCCAUCCAGGAGAAACGCCUCUGGAAGAGGUACAUCUACCUCUGGAUUAACUAUGCACUCUAUGAGGAACUGGAGGCAAAGGAUGCAGAGCGAACCAGACAGGUGUACCAGGCAUGCCUUGAGCUCGUGCCCCAUGAGAGGUUUACACUUGCCAAGAUGUGGCUGCUGUAUGCACAGUUUGAAAUUCGCCAGAAAAACCUCCUGCUUGCCAGAAGGGCUUUGGGGACAUCCAUAGGUAAAUGUCCAAAAACCAAACUGUUUAAAGGUUACAUUGAGCUGGAGUUACAGCUGCGUGAAUUUGACCGUUGCCGAAAGUUGUAUGAAAAAUUCCUGCAGUUUGCACCAGAAAACUGCACGUCCUGGAUUAAAUUUGCUGAGCUAGAAACCAUCCUUGGGGACAUUGACCGUGCCAGGGCCAUCUACGAGCUGGCUAUUGACCAGCCCCGGCUGGACAUGCCGGAGGUGCUUUGGAAAUCCUACAUUGACUUUGAGAUGGAGCAAGAGGAGUUUGAGAGGAUCAGGAGGCUUUACCGGCGGCUGCUGCAGCGCACACAGCACAGCAAGGUGUGGAUCAGCCUGGCCCAGUUUGAGCUGUUGGUGGGUCAGGAGGAGAGGCUGCAGCGCUGCCGGCAGGUCUACAGGGAGGCCAACGAGGCCAUGGGCAGCUGCAAGGACAAGGAGGAGAGGGCCAUGCUUCUCGAGUCCUGGAGGAGCUUCGAGGAGGGGCAUGGCACCCCUGCCACUAAGGAGAGGAUACAUAAACUGAUGCCUGAGAGAAUAAAGAAGAGGAGAAAGCUGCAGGCUGAAGAUGGGUCUGAUGCUGGAUGGGAGGAGUACUGUGAUUAUAUUUUCCCAGAAGAUGCUGCCAAUCAGCCCAACCUCAAACUCCUGGCUAUGGCAAAGCUCUGGAAGAAGCAGCAGCAGGAGAGCGAAGUGGCAGCCAUGGAUCCCGACAAGGACAUUGAUGAAAGCCAGACUUAAUAGCUUGUUUUUUUCCCACCCCUUUCCUGGGCCAUGGUAUAGUAUUUUCAUUGGUGAUAAGUAAAUGUAUUUGGAGAGGCUUUU